This is a messenger RNA of Lolium rigidum, 4045 nucleotides long. RefSeq names its product CLIP-associated protein-like. The transcript has 19 exons. NCBI's taxonomy places the organism in Eukaryota, Viridiplantae, Streptophyta, Magnoliopsida, Poales, Poaceae. Gene Ontology annotation, cellular component: cytoplasmic microtubule. Bases 1 to 3618 code for a protein of 1205 amino acids. The record is from RefSeq and is a predicted model, not a curated record. Gene Ontology annotation, biological process: microtubule cytoskeleton organization. Gene Ontology annotation, molecular function: microtubule binding.
AUGACGUCCUCCGCCGCUGUGGAGCGGCUACGUGGGCUGGGCCCAGGACCGGGCGCGGGGGUUUCGGCCCUCGGCGCAGCCGCCCUCGCCGAGUGCUGCGCGGGCCUCCUCCGCCCCGGCGGCGGUGGCGGCGACGCCGAGGCCGCGCGCUUGGCGCUCGACGCGCUGUGCGCCGCCGGAGGGGAGGCGGUGCGGCCACACGCGGACGAGCUCACGCCGCUCGUCGUCGGGCGGCUCGGGGACGGCGACGCGGCCGUGCGGGAGGCCGCCAGGAGGUUCCUCGUGCUGCUCAUGGAGAUGAAGGAGAUGAAUGCAAGAUUGGAAAACGUACAAACAGGUUCAAGCAUAUCAGAUGUCCAUCACAACAUUUGUAGGACAACAGAAACUGAAUCUUCUGGUACCAAUCAAGCAAGGAAAACGAUCAAACAAAAGAUCGGCACAAGAGAUAUGUCGCUUCUAGCAGAGGAAGGAGAUAUUACAACAAAAUCAGUUGAACCUAUAAAGGUCUUCUCUGAGAAAGAUCUGAUAAAGGAAAUAGGAAAAGCAACGUCUACUUUACAGCCAGACAAUGAUUGGUCAAUCCGGAUAACUGCAAUGCAAAGAGUGGAAGGCAUAGUUCUUGGAGGUGCUGCGGAUUAUUCAGCCUUCCCGGUGCUCCUAAGGCAACUUGUGACCCCUCUUAUAAAUCAGCUUCUGGACAGGAGAUCAACUGUUGUAAAACAGGCAUGUCAUCUCCUAAUUUUCCUAUCAAAGGAGCUGUUGCGCGACUUUGAACCAUGUGCUGAGUUGCUUAUUCCGGCCCUUCUUAAGAAUGUUGUGAUCACGGUUCUUGUAAUUGCUGAGUCUGCUGAUAACUGUAUAAAAGAGAUGCUACGAAACUGCAAAGUAGCUCGCAUUCUGCCAAAAAUUAUUGAAUUCGCAAAGAAUGACAGAAGUGCAGUUCUUCGUGGCAGGUGCUGUGAGUAUGCAAUACUGAUGCUAGAGUAUUGGGUUGAUACUCCGGAACUGCAGAAAUCAGCUAAUCUGUAUGAAGACCUCAUAAAGUGUUGCAUAGCAGAUGCAACUAGUGAGGUACGAUCAGGUGCUAGAGCAUGCUACAGGAUAUUCUCCAGGAUUUGGCCUGAACGUUCUCAUCAACUCUUCUCAUCAUUUGAACCAUCGAGGCAGAAAAUGAUAAAUGAUGAUGAUGCUGAGACAAAUCAAAAACAGCUUUCCCAAGUAGAAAGGAUUUCAACUGCAAUGGACAUAGUUGUCAAGGUUGAUUCGACUUCAUUUUCUUCUGAAGACCUGCAAUCAGCACUGAUAAAGUUAUCUCUUCAGCAUGAUGAUAUGACCUCUGAAAGUCCAGCUCAAGAAAGUAAAGAAGGAACUUUAGCUAUUGGAAGUUCAUAUACAAGCACGCCCGGAAAAGAAAUAAUUCUAGAUCGAGACCCUGAUAAAUGUGAUUCAGGUAUCAUUUCAUCAUCCUGUUACUUGCCCUCUGACUCUGCAUUUGAACCAACUCCAGACAUUUUAUUGUCAGAAAUAACUGCUGAAACAACUUUCCAAGACAAAGCUGAGUACAGGCCAAAUGUUGAACAGAUAUCUUCUCGACAAGCUGAAGUAUCAGGAGAUCCUUCUCACCUGCUUAGCAUGUCUCCUUCCAUCAGUUUGGAAUAUUCAGAAAACUUGCUAAACCAAAGCCCUGUUAAAGCAAGCUCAGGUGGAAAGUUAAGGACUCAGAAAUUGGACAGGCACCUUGUUAGUACUCCUCGCAAGGGUGUAGUUCAUAAGGAGCCAAAGAAUAACCACACUCCUAACUUCCGGCGACCUCUCUUGGGUAAGCAGAUCACAAACUGGUUUUAUGCCAGUACAAGAGGUGAUCUAGAUAGUAAACAGCCCGUUUUGGGUGAAAUGGUCAAUAGCAUGGAUGUUCCCUCCUCUCUCACAGGGGCACUUUCUUUGGGUCUUAACCCAAAGUCAGACUGGAUGAUGAGGGUAUAUGCAUUCAAUUUCUUACAGCAGUCUCUGCUAGAACAAGCACCAAAAGGCAUUCAGGAAGUUGCACAGAAUUUUGAGAAGGUUAUGAGGUUUGUUAGUCGUUACUUGGAUGAUCCGCAUCACAAAGUGGCUCAUGCUGCUCUCUCGUCACUUGCUGAGAUCAUGCCGUUCUUCAAGAAGCCAUUCGAGCAGUAUCUGGACCAGACGUUGCCCCAUGUUUUCUCUCGGUUAAAUGAUCCGAAGGAAUCAAUCAAGCAGCAGUGCUUAGCAAUUCUGACACUUGCAGGUGAGAGUUAUUCCAUUGAUUCUCUCUUACCUGCUCUACUUCGUUCACUAGAUGAGCAGAAAUCUCCCAAGUCAAGACUGGCAGUUCUUGAGUUUGCAAAAUCCUCUUUUGCAAAAUGCUCAGUCAAUUCUGAUAUCUAUUCCAGCAGCAGUUUUCUUAAGCUAUGGCUUGGAAAGCUAACCCUUUUGUUUAAGGACAAAAACAGCAAGGUAAAAGAGGCUGCAGUGAUUGGUUUAUCUUCAAUCUAUUCUCACUAUGAUCCUGCAUCCAUGUUAAGCUUUUUAGUUAGCUUGUCAAUGGAUGAACAAAAGCGACUUACACGGGCAAUGAAGCAGUUAAUCCCUAUGAUAGGGAGUGACUUGGAAGAGUUCUUGCAGCAAAAGAGACAGAGACAGAAGGCGCCAUAUUUUGAUCGCUUUGCUGCUACAGAUCCUCAUCCCAGAAGUUAUGCUGGAAAGCAAAAUAAGUCCCAGCAGUAUGAUGCAUAUCAAUCUAACUAUGUUAAAGCUGAUGAUGUAUUCAGCUCAGCAUGUCAGUAUGUCCCAAAUUCUCCUUUGGAAGCCCAGGGUCGCCGUGCUGGGAAGAUUGAACAUGAAUCUUAUGGCCGCAGAGCUGAAAUGGUUAACAAAAGUUCUAGUACUACAAGGCUUAGCAGUGGUAUCCCUCGGAGAUCUGAUUAUAGUAUGCUAUCAGAGAACACAGUUGAGAGUCGAAGCAUUCCCCAGAUGUAUCAUCAGGAUGAGGCGGGUCUUCCUGAGAUGAAUGGUCACCCGGUCUCAAUCAAGAAUUUGUAUCAGAUGUCCUCUUCUCUACUUGAAAUGCUUGAUGAUCCAAAUGAAUCCACCAGAGAGCUUGCACUUUCUCUAUUGGUUGGAAUUCUCGAAAAGCAAGAAAAAGCAUUGGAGAACUGUAUCGAGACUCUUGUAGUUAAAUUGCUGCAUGCAACCAAAGAUGCUUCCUUGAAGGUUGUAAAUCAGGCCCAUGUCUGCCUGACAACCGUGGUUACUCAAUUUGAUCCAUUGAGAUGCUUCCGGGCAAUUGCUUCUCAGUUGGUCUCCCAUGAUGAGAAAAUUCUUAUUGUCAGCAUCAAUAGUUUGAGCAAGCUUCUGAUCCGAUUGUCACAGAACGAACUGAUGACUCAUCUGUCAACAUUUCUUCCGGCGCUUUUGGAUGCCUUAGAAAACCAGAGUCCAUAUGUUCGCAAGGCUAUCUUGCUGUGCGUGGUGGACGUGUAUGUGAAGCUGGGUCCGGCGCUGCUGCCGCACCUGGAGGAGCUGGACGGCGCGCAGCUGCAGCUGGUCGUCACCACGGCCCACUCCAGGAGGCGUGCCAUCGCCGCCGGCAAGGACUAGUAGCGGCAGGGAAGAAGGUGCAUGCCGAUGGUUGGUUCAAGACGAUCGAUGCAGGAGGCAAGGGCACCAUUCAUGCAUACAUUAACCUGUAUUUAUGCCCAUGUGUGCACGGGCAGGGCAAAUCUUAAUUAUGAGACGAGUUGAUGAGGAGAGAUCGUGUGGUGCACUGCAGUGAUCACCGCUAAUGGUAGUACAAUACUGCGAUCGACGACGAUGUAUGUAGACAGCCAGGCGGUGCAGGGUACUGGAUCCAGUGUACAUAUAGUACGUCUGUGUGUACCUUGCUUGCUUAGUUCGUACUAGUAGUAUUUUGAUUAAGGGAGAACAAUAAAGGAUGUGUGUAAUUAUCUGUGAAGUUUCCAACCUGUCCGAUGGAAUACAGUAACAGAUCAUCACUGUACUAUUGUGGACGAGCCCAUGUACAUAA